Molecule: messenger RNA, 468 nt
Organism: Schistocerca serialis cubense
Lineage: Eukaryota; Metazoa; Arthropoda; Insecta; Orthoptera; Acrididae
Exons: 2
Coding region: 1-468 (155 amino acids)
Source: RefSeq, a predicted model, not a curated record
AUGCGCCCGCCGGGCUCCCGGAAGCGCGCCGCCACUUCUGCGAACUGCGCGACACCCGAGCCGGCGCGCGCUCAGAUAGCCGCGCCGCGCAGCGCCUGCAGGCACGCGGCACGCAGCCCCGCCUCCCAAGGACGCUCUCCGGACAGCCCGCCGCGCGCCCGACGGCGCAUGCGCGAGCCCCCAGCCGAGAGACCCCACGCGCACGCGUCUUGCUGGUCGCAGUUAUUAGCAAACACCGUGCCGUCGCCUGACGCGCCGGGCGAUUUGGCGGGCUGGCUGGCUGGCUGGCCAGCUAGCUGGCUGGCAGGAACGCUGGCUGGAACGCUGGCAGGAACGCUGACAGGAACACUGGCAGGUGGGGACGACGCCGCCGCUGCUACUGCUGCUGCCGCUGCUGCAGCUGCUGCUGCUGGCUGCGGCCACUGCUGGCUGGGGCUGCUGCUGGCUGGGUCCGCUGCUGGCUGCUAG